Messenger RNA from Vitrella brassicaformis, 566 nucleotides. The record is from the annotation of a GenBank genome assembly. Lineage: Eukaryota; Vitrellaceae.
UCAUAGCCUCUCUUCCUUCAUUCCCUCGUCAGCUGCUUUGACCGUCUCCUCUUCCCCACCUCCCUCCACACCUCCCAGCACACAUCUUGCGUCGUCGACGGCACCCUUAAGCCUGUCGACCAGGGCCCUCUUGUACUCCACCUCCCGCCUCAGUGUCCGCACCACCUCCUCACACACCAUGGCACGCUGCAGCCGACUCGUGGCGCUCGCCAGGUUCUGCAGGAUGCGAAACACGUUGUCGAACCGGGCGUUGUGGCGCCCCUUGCCCUCCACCAGGGCGUCGAGCAUCGCCCGGAUCUCGUCGGGCAGCAUGUCUACCAGCCGCCUCAUCUCCUCACGCAGAUCUGCGUCGGGGGCGUCGCUGAGCAUGUUGGUGACACUGUCGAGUGGCGGUGGAGGCGAGAAAGUGGUGGUGAAGACUUGCCCGAAGGCCCAGAAGGGGUCCACAGAUGCCGGCGGCGGGAGGGCAUCGAUGCUGCUGUGAAAGAUCUUGUAGUGGAUGGGAGGCGGCGGAUACGCGUCCGCAUAAAGCGGCUCACCGUGCGUAUGGCUGUCCUCCAUCACCA